GAGAUAUGUUCGUUGGAUUGGAUGGACGAUUGAUGAGUAUGCGGGAUUGACUGACUGCUUCUAUAGAAGAGGCGAAGGUGAUCCUCUGCAGCAUGAGCUCCACUGUCAAUAUCUUGGACGUGAAUCGGCAGGAUUGACGCAAAUCUUAGUAAGGAGGACGACACGAAAACUCUUCCGCGCGAAACGAAAUUCCGUGGAGAUCACACAAGGAACUUUCACUGGUUGUUACAUUGUCGGCUUAUUUCUGCCCGUCAUUUUGGACAAAUGGCUACCAUCGCGAGGCCCGUUCCUAUUGCCCUCAGAUUACAGGGGAAAGUGGCUUUGAUCACGGGAGGUGCGAGCGGAAUUGGGGAAGAGACGGCGAAGACGUUUGUGGCACAUGGUGCAAAAGUGAUCAUUGCCGACAUUCAGGACGCUGCUGGAGAGAAGUUGGCACGCGAGCUCGGCGGACCUGACACAGCCCGCUUCAUCCAUUGCGAUGUGAGCCAAGAGGAAGAUGUUGCAGCGGCUGUGGAUCUCAGCGUCAGUGCGUAUGGAGGACUCCACGUUAUGUUUAACAAUGCUGGUGUGCUUGUGCCUGGCUGCCCGCUUGAGGAAACAUCCAUGGUGGAAUUCGAUCGUAGCUACGGCGUUCUCUUGAAAGGGGCAGUCAUGGGAGUGAAACACGCCGCCAGAGUGAUGAAACCGAUGCAAACGGGCAGCAUCAUUACCACAGCGAGCGUGGCUGCGCACAUCGCAGGCCCUAGUAUGGCUUAUACGACUUUGAAGCACGCAUUGCUGGGACUGACUCGCUAUGCAGCUUGGGAGCUCAGGGACUUCAAUAUCAGAGCGAACACCAUUUCUCCUGGUGCGAUCUGUACACCGAUUAUGAAGGAUGUCCCUAAAUUUUUUCUCGAGCAAAUGCAGGCCUCGUCAUUUUUCCCGAAGAUGAAGACUAGUGUCUCGCACAAAAUUGCAGGGCCUGACAGUAUAGCGAACGCAGCUCUGUUUCUAGCCAGCGACGAUUCUGCUUACGUGAGUGGCGAAGACUUGGCGGUAGAUGGAAGUCAUAUGUUGCAACCUGGGGAUCCAUUGAUAAACGCAUAUAAGUUGUCUGUGGCGGCAAGCAAAUCUGCUCUCAUCUAAACAGCCUUCUUACAUGAAUUGAUACUUCCGGAGACAAGGUGCAGAACAAAAGGUAGCUUUUACUCAUACAAUAGGUCAGAUUGUACAAAGAGGCCAGCAAGGGAAGCACUAGCAAUUGACAAGAUCUAUCAAGCAAUAAACAGCUAUCUACCGUGUCCCGUGACUU
Molecule: messenger RNA, 1291 nt
Organism: Marchantia polymorpha subsp. ruderalis
Lineage: Eukaryota; Viridiplantae; Streptophyta; Marchantiopsida; Marchantiales; Marchantiaceae
Source: the annotation of a GenBank genome assembly